UGUCAGGAGCGGAUGGCCGAGGCUGGGCCCGGCUCGGAGCGGGCUGUCUUCGCCGAGGACCGCUUGACGUUUCGCUCGCGCGCUUCGGCUUCCUGAGCGAGCCGACGCGGGAAGGAAAAGAAUUUGAGACUGCUGCCAGCGCGAUAAUGCACCAUGGGACUGGUCCACAAAAUGCACAGCGCCAGCUCCAGCGGUCCCGUUCCUUCACCGGCAGCGAGGGGGAAGAUCAGCAGGCAAACCUACCACAGUCUCCAGCGCCUUCCUUUGCUCCUUCCGCAAGUCCUUCUGCGCCUCAGUCUCCCAGUUACCAAAUCCAGCAGUUUAUCAUGAGCAGAAGCCCAGUAGCUGGGCAGAACGUGAACAUCACCUUGCAGAAUGUGGGACCUGUUUCUACAACAAACCAGCAGAUCACGCUUACCCCAUUGCCAAUCCCAAGCCCGACAUCCCCCAGUUUUCAGUUCAGUCCUCAGCAAAGAAGGUUUGAGCAUGGGUCACCUUCCUACAUCCAGGUUACUUCCCCACUGCCACCUCAAGUUCAGUCUCAGAGCCCCACGCAGCCCAGCCCGGUGUCUGUUCAGACCAUUUCAAGCGUUCGGGCAGGUACCCCAGGGCCUGGCUUGGGGAUGUGCAGCCAGAGUCCAACUCGUGGUUUCGUGGACGCGAGCGUGCUUGUAAGGCAGAUCAGCUUGAGCCCUUCGAACAGCGGGCACUUUGUGUAUCAAGAAGGGUCCGGCCUCACCCAGAUUGCUCAAGGUGGCACGGCUCAGGUGCAGCUUUCAUCCUCUGGCGCAUCGGCCACGGUUAGAGAACGCAGGCUGUCCCAGCCCCAUUCUCAGACUGGAGGUACUAUCCACCAUCUUGGACCUCAAAGCCCCGUAACUAGUGGAGGAAAUAUCCAACCUUUACCUAACCCUGGUCACAUUACAACAAACAACCUACCACCGCAGAUCAGCAAUAUCAUCCAAGGGAUGCAACAGCAGCAGCAAGGGCAGCCAUUGAGCAGACCCCUUGGAUUUGAUAGGACUUCUGCUGGAUUGAUAGCUGGGGUAGGUGGGCCUGCUUUUGGAAUUACAUCACCACCACCUCCCACAAGUCCUUCUCGGGCGAGUAUACCUCAAGGACUGACGAGCCUCCCUCUUGCACCGUCGGUAUGUGCCGUGGUGAAAAAAGCAAAGAAAGUGGAGGAAAUCCCGCCUGCUACUCCAGAAGCUGCUCAGAUGAGAAAACAGUGUCUGGAGCACCACCUCAAGCAAAUGGAGACUUUGAAAGAUGCUUUCAAAGAGUAUUUAAUUGAGUUAUUUUUCCUGCAACACCUGCAAGGGAAUAUGAUGGAUUUCUUAGCCUUUAAGAAGAAGCAUUGCAUGCCAUUGCAAGCGUACCUUAGGCAAAAUGACUUGGAUUUGGAGGAGGAGGAGGAGGAAGAGCAGUCUGAAGUUAUCAACGAUGAGGUAAAGGUUGUGACAGGAAAGGAUGGGCAGACUGGUACUCCUGUUGCUAUAGCAACCCAGCUUCCUCCAAAUGUUUCUGCUGCUUUUUCAACUCAGCAGCAACCAUUUCAGCAGGUGCAUGCAGGGACUCCAGUAACGGGAACUGUGAAUGCCAUAGAAAUUGAAGCCUUUAAGAGACAACAGGCACUUGCAUCAGCAGAUUCGUCUAAGAGACCCCGAAUUGAAGUGGGCCGUCAUGGGAUGGUUUUUCAGCAUCCGGGCGUGGCUUCAGGAGUCCCUCUUCAACAGCUUAUGCCAACUGCACAAGGUGGAAUGCCCCCCACCCCUCAAACCGUGCAGCUGACGGGACAGAAGCAGAACCAGCAGCAGUAUGACCCCUCCAAAGGCCCUCCGGUGCAGAACGCGGCCAGCCUCCACACCCCUCCCCCUCAGCUGCCAGGGAGACUGCAGCCAGCCAACGUGCCCAUCACCUCUCUUCCGCCCGCGCUGCAGCUUGCACCGCAGACAACUCAGACGAGCGACCCUCCGGUGCAACAAGCUGCCAUUCACGUGAAGGCCCAGCCCCAAAGCGUUUCCGUCACCGCUGCUGCAGCGGCUGCUGUGUCACAUGGCCAGAUUCAGGCACCAGCUCAGCCGCAAGCGCAGCCCACAGCGCAUGUGCCGGGGCAGAUGACAUCCCAGGUGGUGCCCUCUCAGACUCCAUCCCAGCAGCAGAUCACAACUCUGGCCCGGCCCUCAUCCGACUCCAACCAAAACUCCCAGCGUCUUUCAGCAAAUGUGAUUCCUCCUACCUCAAACAACCCACCGACGUCUGUCUCCAACCCUGCCCCGCAAGCUACGCACUCAACCCAACCCAACCGGUCCUCACCAGGAACAAAUAAAUCAGCCUCUCCCGUUGCCUCCAAACCGCCAGGGUUGGCAGUGGCAGCAGCACCCAAAACCCAGAACACAGCACAGAACACCACAGCAGCCCUGCCCCAGGAUAGUGCGCACGAGAAGUUGGCUGAGCAAGUUAAGUUGGAAAACCAAGUCCACCAGCGGAUAGCGGAGCUGAGAAAGGAAGGCUUGUGGUCUCUGAGACGACUGCCCAAACUUCAGGAGGCUCCCAGGCCCAAAUCUCAAUGGGAUUAUCUCCUGGAGGAGAUGCAGUGGAUGGCAACCGAUUUUGCCCAAGAAAGAAGGUGGAAGAUGGCCACCGCAAAGAAGAUGGUCAGGACAGUGGCCCGCUACCAUGAAGAGAAGCACCUCAACACAGUGAGGGCCAAGAAGGAGGAGAGGACCAAGCUAAGGCGCAUUGCUGCUACAAUUGCCAGACAAAUAGAAUAUUUCUGGUCUAAUAUUGAACAGGUGGUAGAAAUAAAGCUGCAGAUUGAAUUUCAGGAGAAAAGGAGGAAAGCAUUAAAUUUAAAGAGACGUUCAAGGAAAGGUAAAGAUACAAGACAUUUAGAGGAUAUUCUUCUGGAAAAAGAAAACAGUUUGGGUUCAUGGUCCUCUAGAAGAAAGAGGAAGGCAAGCACAUCUCUAACAGAUGAUGAAGUGGAAGAUGAAGAAGAAACAAUUGAAGAGCAGGAAGCUAAGGAAGGGAAUGUCAACCAUCAGAUGGAGCUGUCCACGUUGGCCAAGGAAGCUGAGCUGCCUUUAGAUGAUUUGAUGAAGAUGUAUGAAGGUGCCUUUGCAGAGAACUUUCACUGGCCCCAGCCAAAGCCGGAAGAAGAGACUAGUGAAGAAGAAAUGGAAGACCGCCCAGCCGAAAGGGAAAUCCUUCAAAAGGAGGUGAUCUUGAUUGACUCCCUCCUCAGCAUCGAACAGUACAAAGGGGCCGAGAGAGUGAUGCCCGGCAAGAAACAUGGGCGAGAUAUAGCAGAAGUGGCAGCUGCGGCAGAAACCCUCUUGCCAAAAGGCAGUGCCCGGAUCACAACCGCGGUCAAAUAUAACACCCCUCCCCUCUUAUACGGCUCCCUUCGAGAAUAUCAGAAGAUUGGCUUGGAUUGGUUGGCCAAGUUGUACAAGAAGAACCUGAACGGCAUCUUGGCUGACGAAGCUGGCCUUGGGAAAACUGUGCAGAUCAUUGCCUUCUUUGCACACCUGGCAUGUAAUGAGGGGGACUGGGGUCCUCACCUUGUUGUCGUCCGAAGUUGUAACAUCCUAAAAUGGGAGCUUGAGCUCAAACGUUGGUGCCCUGGGCUGAAACUCCUGCUCUACAUUGGUAGCCAGCGAGAAUUAAGAAUGAAAAGACAGGAGUGGAUGGAACCCAACAGUUUUAAUGUGUGCAUCACCUCCUACAAGCAGCUCUUCAAAGGCCACCAAGCAUUCAUGAAGAUGCGAUGGAAGUACCUCAUUGUGGAUGAGAUGCAGCAGAUUAAGAACAUGACCGAAAAACACUGGGAGGCGCUUUUCCAUCUUCGCAGUCAGUACCGCUUACUCCUGAUCGAUACCCCUCUGCACAACACCUUGAUGGAAUUGUGGACCAUGGUGCACUUCCUGAUUCCAGGAAUCUCCAAAGCAUAUCUAGAUUUCCCAGUAAAAGCUGCCAAUGAGGAAAAUCAAGACUACUGCCAUAAGCUGGUCAUCAGACUCCACAGAAUGAUCCAGCCAUUUAUUUUGCGCAGAUCAAAAAGGGACGUAGAAAAACAGCUGACGAAGAAAUAUGAACACGUGCUCAAGUGCCGACUUUCAAACAGACAGAAAGUGAUGUAUGAAGAUGUCAUACUCCAGCCGGGGACCCAAGAUGCUCUUAAAAGUGGGCAUUUUGUCAGCGUUCUUCACGUCCUGAUGCAACUGCAGAAGAUCUGUAACCAUCCGGAUCUGAUAAACCCUCGGCUGUCCAGUUCGUCUUACGUUUCGGAGGUGUUGCAGUACACAACUGCCUCACUGGCCUUAAAAGCACUUGAAAACAACCUAUGGAAGGUUGCAGACUUGAGUCUCUUUGACUUGAUUGGGCUUGAGAAUAAAAUGACGCGGUAUGAAUCGCAAGUGGUGCCCAAGCACAAAAUAACCCGGAAGCUUAUUGAAGAGAUUUACGCCUCUCCGCUGCCACCUCCCAGGCCGAACCCCGUAAAGCUGAAGCCAAACAGGUUGUUUCAACCUGUCCAGUAUGGACAAAAGCCAGAAGGCAGGAUGGUGUCCUUUCCCAGCACCCAAGUGCAACGUGCGACAUGCGCGGCUACCGUUGCUCAACAGGCCCAUGUCCGAGGAAGAUCCCCCAUGACUACGGUAUCUGCAAACCAAGCCGCCGCCGUCUCCUCUGCUGCAGCCGCACCUCAGUUGCAGACAGCCCCGUCUUCCUCCAGUGCUCCUCCACCUCCUCCUCCUCCUCUUCCUCUUCCUCCUCCAAGACAUCAGCCAGCAAUGACCUUCACCACAGCAACUAGCCCAGCCCAUCCUGUGAAACUGCGGGGCCAGGCUAGCACCCAAGGCCUCCAGCUAGGGCAGGCCCACCCACCGGCCCCCUCCCACACCAUCCAACAGAGUGUCCUGCCUCAGAGGCUCGUGUUGACCUCUCAGGCACAGGCCCGGUUACCUAGUGGUGAAGUGGUCAAAAUAGCCCAGCUGGCUUCCAUUGCAGGGGCACAGGGCCGGAUCACGCAGCCAGAGACGCCAGUGACGCUCCAGUUUCAGGGGAACAAAUUCACUCUGUCUCACAGCCAACUCCGCCAGCUGACCGCAGGACAGCCACUGCAACUGCAAGGCAGCGUCCUGCAAAUUGUUUCAGCUCCUGGGCCCCAAUAUCUCAGGCCUCAGGGCCCUGUGGUGGUGCAGACAGUGCCUCAGGCUGGGGCUGUUCAAAAUGCUCUGAACGCACUAGGGAAUCAGCAUCCAGUGGGUUUGCAGACUUCGGCAGGAACACAGCCAGGAAGAAUUCUGGGUGCUAAUUUAGCAUCGGGGGACUCUGCUUCAUCAUUAAAAUCUGGCAUUCAUGGAGGACACUCACAGGAGUCGUUUGAGGAAAAAAACAGGCUUCUGAAAGAGCGUUUAGACAGGAUCUUUUCUUGCAAUGAACGUCGUUGCUCCAGAGCACCAGUGUAUGGAAAGGACCUUCGUAGAAUUUGUUCUCUGGUGGGCAACUCUAACACAGCCCCUCAGUUUUCCACUGCAGCCAGCAAAUGGAGCUGGGCUGGUUUUGUAAACUGCUGCCUUUCCAAAGAUCGCCAGGAGCCUCUCCGAGGGCUGACAUGGAUGCUGGAACAGCAACAGGAAUCUUUGAGGGACACCAUCAAUAGGGUGCUCUGCGUGUUACCUGCCGCUGUGGCUGCUCCUCCAUCUUUGCACGUGGUGAGGCUUCCCCCUGUUUAUAGCCAUCAAAUGAAACUCCUCCGGCACAACCUGAAAGAGAAGGUGUUGCCUUACUUGAAUCAGCUGCGUCAGCUGACCGUGCCCCGACUGCUUCCGUUCCCUGACCUCCGUCUGAUACAGUACGAUGCAGGGAAGUUGGAAGCCCUGGCAGUUUUACUCCAGAAGCUGAAAUCCGAAGGACGAAGGGUGCUGAUUUUGUCCCAGAUGAUGCUCAUGUUGGACAUUUUGGAACUAUUCCUGAAUUUCCACUUCCUCACCUACGUGAGAAUUGAUGAGUGUGCUAACCAGGAAGAGCGCCAGGAGCUGAUGAAAACCUUCAACCGAGACAAGCGACUCUUCUGCGCCAUUCUGUCUUCCCACAGUCGCUCCACAGGUGUCAGCCUGGUGGAAGCUGACACCGUUGUGUUUUACGACAAUGACUUAAACCCAGUGAUGGAGGCUAAAGCUCAGGAGUGGUGUGAUAGGAUUGGCAGGUGCAAGGACAUCCACAUUUACAGGCUUGUCAGCGGGAACUCUGUAGAAGAGAAACUCUUAAAAAACGGUACUAAGGAUUUGAUCCGAGAAGUCGCUGCGCAGGGAAACGACUAUUCCAUGGCCUUUUUAACGCAGCAAACCAUUCAGGAACUUUUUGAAGUUCACUCGCCAAUGGAAGAUUCGGGCUUCCGGGUGAAAGCCGAAGAAUUUGUCAUGCUUUCUCAAGAGCCUUCUCCCACAGAAACCAUAUCUCCCAAAGUCGCCAGGCCCUUUAUAGAGGCUCUCAAAAGUACAGAACGAGAGGAAGAGGAGAAGGAGGAGGAAGAGGAGGUGGAAGAGGACGAGGAGAACGAGGAAUGGAACCCACACGUUUUGGAUGGGGAGACCGAGGCGGUGUUGAAACCUCUCGUUUCAGAACUCGGGAAGGCCCAAUAUCUUGAGGAGCCUUCUCUGCUGCAGGAGCUGGUGGCUGUUGUAGAUCAGCUCACCCCAAUUGAAAAGUAUGCUCUGAAUUAUUUGGAGUUCUUUCGUAUUUCUGCUGAUGAGAAUGAAUCAAAAGAAAACAAGGUGGAAGUGAGAACGGCAAAGAAGAUGUGGGAGACUCAUCAUCUGAAAGAACUGAAAGAGCAAGAGGAGAAAAUGCUUCUGCAGGGGGAAGAGGAAGACCUUUUCACUUACACCCGGGAAGAUGCAUAUAACAAAGAAUAUUUUUAUGAAGGACCAGAUGGACAAACUGAAAUAAUGCCACUUUGGACUCCACCCACCCCACCUCAGGAUGAUAAUGAUAUUUACAUCGACUCGGUCAUGUGUCUGAUGUAUGAGGCGGUUCCCAUCCCAGAGUCAAAGCUGCCUCCCGUGUACGUCAGGAAGGAGCGCAAGCGGCACAAGACAGACCCUUCCACUGUAGGAAGGAAGAAGAAGCAGCGUCAUGGAGAAAUGGUCAUCCCCCCUCGUUCCCUCUUUGACCGUGCCACUCCGGGGAUGCUGAAAAUGCGACGGGAGGGCAAGGAGCAGAAGAAGAACCUCCUCCUCAAGCAGCAGACCCCAUUCGCCAAGCCCCUGCCCACCCUUGUCAAGCCAGCUGCGGAGGCUGGCCAGGACAAUCCUGAGUGGCUGAUCAGCGAAGACUGGGCUCUCCUCCAGGCCGUCAAGCAGCUGCUGGAGCUCCCGCUCAACCUGGCCAUCAUGUCCCCCGCCCACACGCCCAACUGGGACCUCGUGAGCGACGUGGUGAACUCCUGCAGCCGGGUUUACCGCUCCCCAAAACAGUGCCGCAACCGCUACGAAAACGUCGUCAUCCCCCGCGAAGAAGGGAAGCUUAUGUAUGAAGCGACCCCUAAGAAGAAGACAAAAAGCAUUUAUAAGACAAAGAACAGUCGCCCGCUUCGAACCAACCAGCUGUACGCUCAGGACGAAGGUGCAUCGCACACCCAUCUUUACACAAAUCAUUUUGAGAUCAUGAAAAUGAUUGCUGGGAAGAGAAGCCCACCCAUCAAACCCUUGCUCGGCAUGAACCCUUUCCAGAAGAAUCCAAAACACACUUCAGUCCUUGCGGAAAGCGGCAUCAACUAUGAUAAGCCACUGCCUCCCAUUCAAGUUGCGUCUCUCCGAGCAGAACGCAUCGCGAAGGAAAAGAAGGCUCUGGCAGAGCAGCAGCGAGCACAACAACAAGCCACCCCACAGCAGCAGCAGCAGCAACAGCAGCAGGCCGGGCCCCAGGCAGCUCAGCCCAUGGCGGGACAGCAGGUGCAAGCCCCGCCCCAAGUUCCAGGCCAAGGCAUUCAGCCGCCCCAAGCCGGGCUGCAGGCGGCCGUGACCACCGUGGCAAACACGGCCGUGCUGGCUGGCACCAUGAAACCCACAGUGACUGGUACAAACAUACAGACAGCCACCGUGAGCGUCAACACCAUGGCUGGUGUCCCUGCAACUACAUUUCAACCGAUCAACAAGCGGUUGGCUUCACCCAUUAUACCCGGGACACUGGCGACCUCAGGGGCAGGAACCACCACUGCCCAGGUGGUACACCCCCAGCAGAGAUCCACCGGGACGUCAGCUGCCUCUGCAGAAUUGGUGACCCUUGCGUCUACGCCUGGAGUUCGAGCGGUGACUUCUGUGACAGCCUCGGCCGUGGUGACCACUAAUCUGACCCCAGUCCAGACCCAGCCAAGAUCUUUGGUCACUCAGGUCACGCCAGCUGCUCCAGCAAGCGUGCAGCUGUCAGGAAAGACCAUCCCCCAAAAUCACUUCCAGCUCCUGCGCCAGCAGCAGCAGCAGCAACAACAGGCAGCAGGACAAGUCCAGGUUCCCCAGAUCCAGGCCCAAGGGCAGGCCCCAUCACAACCCCAGAUUAAGACCGUAGGCAAGAUAUCGCAGGAGCAGCUCAUCAAGUUCCAGAAGCAGAAGAUGCAGGCGGCUCAGCAGCAGGCCCCCCAGCCGCAGGGGCCCCCUGGAGCACAGCAGCAGGCAGCCCAGGUCCAAGUGCAGCAGCAGCAGCAGACCCAGCAGCUCACUGCAGUCGCGGCCUCCAGGCCAGGCGCGGUCCUUGCUGGCACCACGGUCACCAACCUCCAGGUCGCCCGACUGACUCGUGUUGCUGCUUCUCAGCUUCAAGCCCAAGGCCAGAUCCAGGCCCAGACGCCUCAAGCAGCCCAGGUCGCUUUGGCCAAGCCGCCCGUGAUGUCCGUUCCAGCUGCCGUGGUGUCAUCGGCAGGGGUCACCGCCCUCCCUGUUACCGUUGCUGGAAUAAGCGUGGCUAUUGGGCAGCCGCAGAAAGCAGCAGGAGGACAGGCAGUGAUGGCUCAGCCGCUGCACGUCCAGCAGUUUUUGAAGGUGAAGCAAGCUCAGCACCACCAGGCAGCCCAGCAGAAGGUCAUCCAGCCGCAGGUGGCCCAAGGACAGGCAGGUGUUCAACAGAAGAUAAACGCCCAGCAGGUCACCGUCCAGGCCCAGCAGUCAACAUCUCAGCCACAGAAAGUCUAUGCCACGCAGCCAGCCAUCAAAGCCCAAUUCCUACCAACGCCGAUUUCUCAGGCUCAGAAGCCUGGCGGGACGCAGCAGGUCCAGACCCAAAUACAGGUUGCAAAGAUCCCACAGGUGGUCUCCCAACAAGCAACGGUGGCUAACAUCCAGCAGGUGGUUUCAGUUUCCCAACAGGUUCAAGCUCAGCCUCAGACAGUAACGUUGUCCCAGACCACAGCGGGGCAGCACCAAGUCCAGGUCAUCCCGGCCACCACUGCAACGGCUCAGGUCGUUCCCCAGAAACUGAUCCAGCAGCAGGUGGUCACGACGGCCUCCCCCCAGAUUCAAGCUUCCGUCGUGCAAAACCCCGCCCAGGCUCCCACCCCAUCCGACGGGCAGGGUCAACAAGCGAAGGUGCAGAUGAGAGCCCCUGUCAGAUUAAAGGCUCCGAACAAGCCCAGCUGAACCUGCAACUCGGUGGCCGCAAGCCAGGGAGGCAGAUAAGAGGCAGGCUCUUCCAGAGACCCUUCUUUUGCAAAACCUCCUCUCGUCCACACCGGAAAGGGCUUGCUCGCGUGCCGUUCGCCUGCUCCAAACACCUCGCCUGCGAACUGAACUGCUCUACUUCUCAGAGAGAUCCGUGGUUUCGAACCCAACUCCAAAGAGAGGCCGUUCUUUCAAGCCCUCCGUUAGCCCAACCGCUCCACGACUCUCGCUGCCCUUUGGAUGGAAACCACGAGGUUGCUUUUCCAAGGCUGGCAGAAAGGCCCAUCGUAUCCGUCAUCCCCGCCAGAAGGAAAACCUUUUGGCUGGGGAGGGGUGCAGAGCCGGACGAUGUCCAGGCCGUGCUUGUCCAAGGGGGGAGGCGGGAGGAUUUGCCAGAAGCACUCCUUGCUGCGUUUAGCCAAUAAAUGUGAAGAUUUGUAAGUAUCUGUAAUUAUGCAUCAUAUUUCAGUUGCCAUUUUGGGGUAAGCCUUUUUUAAAAGAAACAAAAAUAUCGGCUCGUUGCGUGUCGGUUUGUACGGGGAGCAGUUUUGCUUACUCUGUAUGUGUGUUUGUGCGUUUGUGUUAUUUUUCCUUUUGUUACAGAGAGCUCUUAUCUUUUCAGCGUUUGCUUCCCCGUUUCACGGUUUAAGAUAAUAAAUGUAUUAGAUAUGUGGUUGGUUUGUUUUUUAAAAAAGAUAUUACUAUUAUGUGACGGUAACUGUGUAUUUAAUUGUAGUCCACCAUUUCUCAGCCCCUUCUUUUUCAUUGGUAAAAAGAAAAUGUUUAAUUGCUAAUCCAAUGUUUUGUUCUGGUUUUUGGUGUGGCUUCCGCACUGAAGGAAAUUUGGCUCAUCCGUUUCCAGCACUGUUUUGGCCCUUAUUUUUCCGCAGGCUGUUUUAAAAGUUCAGGUAUGUUUCUGUUUGGGAAGAACAGAGGAGGGAGACAUUCAGGCAAGCCAUUUGGGCGAAGAGUAAAAUCUCCAUUUUUUGUUAAGAGAGAGAGAAUCAGCACCAAAAUCUUCAACAUAUUUUGCAGACGAUUCUAAUGUUCAAUUUUCAUGUAAUUAAGCAGUUUGGAACAACAGCUUCCUUCUUUUUUUGUUGUUGUUUAAGGAAGAUGUCUUUGCCAUGAACUUAUAGGUUAUAGGUUUAUAUGUUUUAGCUAAAAUGCACAAUGGUGCAGCAGAGUGGCACUGAUGCCAAGCUUCUGGAUGAUACAGAUGUCUGUCCUAUCUCCAGACAUUGCAAAAUUGAGAUCCAGGAAACACUGUCAUCUCUACUCUUUUGAACAGGCAGAAUUAUUUCCUACCCCUUGUUAUUGCUUACUGCUCUUACAGUGACAUGUCCUUUCUAUUUGGAGCCUCCAUUUUUAGAGAUGGUAUGCUUUUUAAAAUUUAAAAAAAAAAUUACCUGUGUUUGUACAUGAGGGAAGGUAGACGUCAUUGGGUUUCUCUUCCCACAAACCCAUUUUAUACCACAGACUUGUAUUUUAUCAUUUUGUCUCUGGGAAAGAGCUGCUAGGGCAUAGUUUGCUUGAAAGCCAAGACAUUUCGUGGAAGCUGUUUGGUCUUGAGAGUUUCCACAAGAGUUGACUCUUGGUGUAUUACUGCACCCAUAUGAAAGGUAUCCUGUCACUCUUCUUCCCAUCUGCCAUACCAAACUGCAAGUAGUCCUAAUUUUGCUUCUAAAAAUGCACAAAUCUUCAUUACGUGUGUACAAGGCAGUAGGCUACCGAUGAAUUAUAUAUGCAUAAAGAAACAACCCCAUCACCAAUAUUAAUUUCACUGUCCCAGUUGUAUGUCAAGAAGCAAUGUCUGAUUUCCACGGAGAAUGCAAAUUAGAUGGUUCCUCAUUUCUGAUGGCCUCUCCCUUUCUUCCCUUUCUCCAAGGACCUUGAUAAACUGACUUGUAAAUAUCUUUAUGAACAUAAAAAUUUGUACUUGACCUGUAGGAUUGGAAGGAUUUGUGUUGUAUCUUACCUGAAAGUGUAAUAAAA
Molecule: messenger RNA, 11654 nt
Organism: Python bivittatus (Burmese python)
Lineage: Eukaryota; Metazoa; Chordata; Lepidosauria; Squamata; Pythonidae
Gene: EP400
Product: E1A binding protein p400
Biological process (GO): DNA repair
Cellular component (GO): Swr1 complex; NuA4 histone acetyltransferase complex
Molecular function (GO): ATP binding; chromatin binding
Source: RefSeq, a predicted model, not a curated record